AUGGUUCCAGCGCCGCUCGGGUUGAAAUCCGUCCCAUCGGUGAUCGACACAGAGCCCUCGGCUGGCAGCCGACAAAGUAAGGCCGUCUCGACGCACUGCCCUCGGUCCUGCCCGGUCCAAAGUACGCCCCAGGACGCGGUCUGCGGCACCGACGGACUGAUCUACGCUAAUCUGUGCGAGAUGAAGAAGAAAACCUGCAGCAAGGCGUCACCGAACGCGGUUUCGGAGGAUAAGGUCGGUUGCGAGCGGUCCAAGGGCUCGCAGUGCAACCACCGCUGUCCGACCGAGAAGGACCUAGUGUGUGGCACCGACGGCCGGACGUAUCUGAACCGGUGUAUGCUGCGUGUGCAGGCUUGCCGGGUCGGAACGGCCGCCGUUUCGCUGGCUCACGUAGGCCCGUGCGCCAACGGGAGCGUGAUCCGCGAAUCGUGCCCCGUGGACUGCAACAGUGCGCCGCAGGAUGGUCCCGUGUGCGCCUCGGAUGGCAACGUGUACAACUCAACCUGUCAGAUGAAGCUCAUUACCUGCGGCCAGGGUGUGGUACGGACGAGCCGGAAACACUGCCAAAGUACACGCAACUGCCGCGAGUCCUGCUGGCGUGUGGCCCGUCCAACGUGCGGUUCCGAUGGGCGGCUUUACGCCAGUGCCUGCAAGAUGCGCGCCUCCAACUGUGGCAAACACGUGUUCGAGGUUCCGAUCUCCUACUGCAUGUCGCAGGAACGAGCCGGCGGCAGCUCGCACAGUGCCAGCAAUAAGAUCGAGGACUGCCCCACCGAGUGCCCAAAGGAUGCCCAGCAAAUGAUCUGUGGCAGUGACGGCAACAUCUACACCUCGACGUGCGAACUGAAGAUGCUAAACUGCGGGCAGAAGAAGAAAAUCCAAGCCCUGACACUGGACCGGUGCAAGCAGAAAAUGAACCGCUGCAAGUCGCUGCCCGCCUGCAAGCAACACUCGAAGAACGGGGCCAGCUUCUUCGGCGACCAGAAGGACAUGCUUUGCGGCACGGACUCGAAGACGUACAGCAACGACUGCGAGCUAGCGCGGGCCACUUGCCUCCGCGGAGUGCAACUGGCGCACAUCGGACCCUGCACGCAACUCAAGUCGAAGGUGGACGUUACCGAUUGCACCAGUUGCACGUACGACGAGGAACAGACCGGCCCGGUGUGCGGCUCCGAUGGCAACACGUAUAAAUCGCGCUGCGAAAUGAAGCAAACGACGUGCGGGCUGCGCGUGGUGCCGGUGUCGCUGAAGAAUUGCGCCACGACGGCGCUGUGCCAGGCCAACUGCGAGAAGCAGCCGACCAGCUACGUGUGCGGCUCGGACAACAAGCUGUACCCGAACGAGUGCCACAUGCGGCGGGAAAACUGCGGCCGCCACAUGUUCCUCGUGCCCCUGAAGCGCUGCCUGGCCGCGUUCACCUUCAAGGGCUGCUCAAAGAUCUGUCCGCAGGAGUUCGAGCCGGUGUGUGGUACCGACGGCAAGACGUACUCGAACGAGUGCUUCCUCAGCAUCGAAAACUGCCGGUCGCGGUCGAUGGUGCAGAAGAAACACGUCGGACCCUGCGGCCGGCCCGAGGAACCCUCGCACAACUAUCUCUACUAAUGCAGCAGCGGCGACCCCAUCCGAACAUUCCGCACACCUC
This is a messenger RNA of Anopheles cruzii, 1642 nucleotides long. Its product is annotated as agrin. Lineage: Eukaryota; Metazoa; Arthropoda; Insecta; Diptera; Culicidae. Bases 1 to 1602 code for a protein of 533 amino acids. The transcript is spliced from 5 exons. Gene Ontology annotation, molecular function: protein binding. Gene Ontology annotation, biological process: multicellular organism development; cell differentiation. The record is from RefSeq and is a predicted model, not a curated record.